Molecule: messenger RNA, 3817 nt
Organism: Lingula anatina
Lineage: Eukaryota; Metazoa; Brachiopoda; Lingulata; Lingulida; Lingulidae
Product: kinesin-like protein KIF6
Biological process (GO): microtubule-based movement
Molecular function (GO): microtubule motor activity; ATP binding; microtubule binding
Source: RefSeq, a predicted model, not a curated record
UAUUAGUAUGGCGGUCGUGGUUGUCAACAAAUGCGAUUAUCGGUCACAUUUUGUCGAAUUAUGGCUGUAAAAAACUGUCCAAUGGACAACUAGUCGAGUUAUUGAAUCUUUAAACGAAUUCGUCAAGAAAGAUGGUGAAACAGACGAUCCAGAUCUUUCUACGUGUCAAACCGACAAGGGCUAAGACUGGGCCUUAUGAAAUAGAUGAAGAUGACGGUGGGAAUCCUAGAAUCACCUUUACGGUACCUAGAGAUCUUGCAGGUGGUUUCAUAAACAACAAGAAAGAGCAGUACAAGUUCAGAUUUCAGAGGUUGUUUGAUCAACCUACCAAACAAGAAGAAGUAUUUGAAAAUGUGGCCAGACCAGUCAUAGACAAUGUUCUUGAAGGCUACAAUGGAACUAUUUUUGCCUAUGGACAGACUGGGAGUGGCAAGACAUUUACAAUAACUGGUGGUGCUGAGAGAUAUGCGGACAGAGGCAUUAUACCAAGGUCUUUGUCAUAUAUCUUUGAACAGUUUGAAAAGAAUCCCGGCUUUGAACAUUCCACUCAUAUCUCAUACCUUGAGAUCUACAAUGAGAACGGAUAUGAUCUGCUGGAUCCCAAACAUGAAGUGGCUAAACUAGAAGAUCUUCCCAAAGUGAGUCUGAUGGAGGAUUCUGAUCAAAAUGUUCACCUGAAGAACCUGUCCACUCACACAGCUAGUAAUGAGGAGGAGGCCCUCAACUUGCUGUUCUUAGGAGACACAAACAGGAUGAUAGCAGAGACUCCAAUGAACCAGGCUUCCACACGUUCCCACUGUGUGUUCACCAUUCACAUCACCUCCAGAGAAGUUGGCUCAGCUACCAUAAGAAGGUCUAAGCUCCAUUUGGUGGAUCUGGCAGGGUCUGAGAGGGUUUCCAAAAGUGGUGUCAAUGGCCUGUUAUUGACUGAGGCCAAAUAUAUCAACUUGUCUCUCCAUUACCUAGAACAGGUGAUAGUGGCUCUGUCAGAGAAGAGCAGGCAGCACAUCCCGUAUAGGAACUCUAUGCUGACGUCAGUACUACGAGACAGUCUGGGAGGAAACUGCAUGACCACCAUGAUUGCCACUUGCUCAGUAGAAAGGAAAAAUAUAGAUGAAUCCAUAUCAACAUGUCGGUUUGCCCAGAGGGUGGCGCUGAUUAAGAAUGAGGCACUACUCAAUGAGGAGCUGGAUCCAAAGCUGAUGAUAAUCAAACUUAAAAAGGAGAUUGGCCAGUUAAAGGAGGAGUUGGCCAUGGUUACAGGCGAGACUAGGACAGAUGAUCUGACAGAGGAAGAACUUGAAAGGUGUCAGCAGGCUGUCCAGUCUUACCUCCAGGACACUGACCCAGAGGGGAUCUUGGACAUUGGGGCAGACAUGAGGAAGAUACAGAGAUGUUACAGAAUAAUGAAGCAAAUUAUAUCAGAGAAGCCUCAGAGAAGUCCACAAGAAGAGGAAAUAGAACCUGCAGAUCAGUUUUCUGCCCCCUCUCCCCCACCAACUGAAAGACCAGAGUCCAGAGCCCCAGCAGACUCCAGACAGUUGAAAAAACUUAAUGACAUCAUUAAACAGAGAGAUAAUGAGAUCAAUAUAUUAGUAAACAUGUUAAAAAAGGAAAAGAAACGUGCAGCAGAUGCAAUUUCCCAGCUAGAGAGCCUUGGUCACCGUCCAGCCACAGCCUUGACUGCCCCCGAUGGAGACAGAAUUGUUAAUGGCGUCGCAAGUAGACUGGCAAAACACAGGCCCGGGUCCGAGAAUGAUGCUCUGCCAGAUAAACAUUCCAAGCGUCCCCCUAGUGGACACAGAAGGAGGGAGAGAGAUCCUCCGCAAUUAGAUGAAAAAGAUGAGAAACGGAAGGCUAAAAUUUUGGGAGAUUUAUCAGUGGGCAGACAAGAAGCGUUUGAGAUCUACAGAAGGGAUUAUGAGCACAAUCAGACAAUAGAGGACAACAAGAGUACGCUGAAGGCAAGAUAUGCUGAGGCCAAGAGUCUGGGAGAACUGGUCAAUAAAUCUAGAAAACAAAUAAAUCACAUAAAAUCACAGAUAGAGCACCACAGAAUGACACAAGCCAUGCAAGGUUUAGCUGAUCCAAACAACUCAGAGCCAGAUGACAUAGAGAAAGAAUUAAGAAUAGCCAUAGAGGAAGAAAAACACAAUGGUGCUGUAGUGUUUAACAUAGAAUCCAUAUCAACAUGUCGAUUUGCCCAGAGGGUGGCACUGAUUAAGAAUGAGGCACUGCUCAAUGAGGAGCUAGAUCCAAAGCUGAUGAUAAUCAAACUUAAAAAGGAGAUUGGCCAGUUAAAGGAGGAGUUGGCCAUGGUUACAGGCGAGACUAGGACAGAUGAUCUGACAGAGGAAGAACUUGAAAGGUGUCAACAGGCUGUCCAGUCUUACCUCCAGGACACUGACCCAGAGGGGAUCUUGGACAUUGGGGCAGACAUGAGGAAGAUACAGAGAUGCUACAGAAUAAUGAAGCAAAUUAUAUCAGAGAAGCCUCAGAGAAGUCCACAAGAAGAGGAAAUAGAACCUGCAGAUCAGUUUUCUGCCCCCUCUCCCCCACCAACUGACAGACCAGAGUCCAGAGCCCCAGCAGACUCCAGACAGUUGAAAAAACUUAAUGACAUCAUUAAACAGAGAGAUAAUGAGAUCAAUAUAUUAGUAAACAUGUUAAAAAAGGAAAAGAAACGUGCAGCAGAUGCAAUUUCCCAGCUAGAGAGCCUUGGUCACCGUCCAGCCACAGCCUUGACCGCCCCCGAUGGAGACAGAAUUGUUAAUGGCGUCGCAAGUAGACUGGCAAAACACAGGCCAGGAUCCGAGAAUGAUGCCCUGCCAGAUAAAUAUUCCAAGCGUCCCCCUAGUGGACACAGAAGGAGGGAGAGAGAUCCUCCGCAAUUAGAUGAAAAAGAUGAGAAACGGAAGGCUAAAAUUUUGGGAGAUUUAUCAGUGGGCCGACAAGAAGCAUUUGAGAUCUACAGAAGGGAUUACGAGCACAAUCAGACAAUAGAGGACAACAAGAGUACGCUGAAGGCAAGAUAUGCUGAGGCCAAGAGUCUGGGAGAACUGGUCAAUAAAUCUAGAAAACAAAUAAAUCACAUAAAAUCACAGAUAGAGCACCACAGAAUGACACAAGCCAUGCAAGGUUUAGCUGAUCCAAACAACUCAGAGCCAGAUGACAUAGAGAAAGAAUUAAGAAUAGCCAUAGAGGAAGAAAAACACAAGUAUAAAGAAACAUUCAAUCGUCUCCGUGUUUUGAAGACGGAGAUUGAGCACUUGCAGCACUUACUGGAGAAAUCCAAGGUGAAGCUGCUGAAAGAUUUUGAGCUCUGGUGGACUGAACAGAGUGCAAUAGCUGAGUCCCAGCAACAAAAUGUCCACAGUAAAGGCCACAAGACAGCAUGGAAAACACCACCACUGUCACCUUUGAAACAAAGUGCCAGUGGAUCAUCCAUAACAACACAGGGGUCCCAGUUUUCUGAGCCCCAGGGUCCAGGUAGGCCGCCACACCCAGGGUCCCUAAGACAUAGUGGAGUGGGGACCACCUAUAUCAAGUCAACCAAUACAAUGAACAAGGAAUCCAGUGGAUAUCAUACUGAAGUGUCUGGGACCAACCACCAGCAGUCAUGGAGGGUUGGAUCAGAGGCUACUAAGCCUCCCCUUCAGCUCACAGGAGAUGCACAGGCGGAUGCUGACAUCAUGGCUUUCAUGAGAGCAAGACAGAACUUGUUAAAAAAAGCUCAACAAGGAAACAGGUAGCUGAAUGAAUUGUUAGAAUAUUGUCUUCGAAGGGGUCUUCAGAUGGUUUUCACCUGAGUGAGACU